This is a messenger RNA of Lemur catta (Ring-tailed lemur), 2429 nucleotides long. RefSeq names its product proline rich 3 (gene PRR3). The coding region runs from base 577 to 1257 and encodes 226 amino acids. The record is from RefSeq and is a predicted model, not a curated record. The transcript is spliced from 4 exons. Lineage: Eukaryota; Metazoa; Chordata; Mammalia; Primates; Lemuridae. Gene Ontology annotation, molecular function: metal ion binding; RNA binding.
GACGGGGGCGUGGACACGCUGAGGCUGCAGGGCCAACUCGAGGGAUUGACCUUAGCGAAACGCCGAGACUGCGCGUCCCGGGAUGACGCCGGUUGCUGUGCUACACUGGGGGCACGGUCAGAGGUCUUGAGGGGCUGGUGGCGGUCUGGGCGCCAACCUGCUGGGACCCAAAUUUCUUGUGGGAACGGUAAUAAGGGGUAUGUUUACAGAUCAUAAACGUGAGAGCGGACAGGAAGGGAAACCCAGGUGGGACAAGGACUUUUGGAAGGAGGUCAGAGGGCACGAAGUUAUGCCUGCAGCUGUUGCCAUAGUAACCGCGGGCCGGAUGUGGCGAUCUUCUGGUGCGACAGUCACCUCUUCUCAGGCCUUCUGGCCCGAGAGCCUGCUGACUCCGGCACACUGUGAGGAGCUGGUUAUGGUGUUGUCCAGCGAGGUGGAAGAGAGGGAUUUUUUCUAAGCACUUGCAGGAGCGAAGCGAAGGUUUGACAUAGCCGCCGUGCCGGCAGAGGUGGAGCGACGCAGUUUACUUGAGCAUGCGGCCGCCGCCGGGACUGCCCGCAGCCCUCCGGAAGUGGAAUGGCGGGAGCCUCGCCUCGCGGCCCGCCGCCCCCCCGGAAGCGGAAACAGAAUCCCAGCGUGCCCCUUCCUCACUGCCCUCCAGAUCCCGCUGCAGCCAUUGCCGCAGCCACGAUGCCGAAACGAAAGAGGCAGAAUCAGCACCAGCCACCGCCGCCGCAGCAGCCCCCACUGCCCGAGCGGGACGAGACAGGAGAUGAGGAGGAUGGGAGUCCCGUCGGACCACCCAGCCUUCUGGGCCCUCCCCCAAUGGCCAAUGGAAAGCCUGGUGAUCCCAAGUCAGCUCUUCACAGAGGUCCUCCAGGAUCAAGGGGACUGAUGAUUCCACCACUGCUCAGUCUCCCACCUCCUCCCCGGGGUAGAGGCCCAAUUCGGGGAGGCCUCGGCCCCAGGUCUGGCCCAUAUGGUCGUGGUUGGUGGGGGGUCAAUGCUGAACCUCCUUUUCCGGGGCCAGGCCAUGGGGGUCCCUCCAGGGGAAGCUUUCACAAAGAGCAGAGAAACCCUCGAAGGCUCAAAAGCUGGUCUGUUAUCAAGAACACGUGCCCAGCCAAGGAUGACCCCCAGGUUAUGGAAGACAAAUCCGACCGCCCUGUCUGCCGACACUUUGCCAAAAAGGGCCACUGUCGAUACGAGGACCUCUGUGCCUUCUACCACCCCGGCGUCAACGGACCUCCCCUGUGAGACUGUGCCUUCCAUCCAGGCGGAAGGAGCCCUCUGUGACCUGGCGGCCAUGUGUUUCCCUGUGCCCCUUGGAGGCUACUGUGAGGCUCUUGCACCCAGCACCCGAAGUCAGUGACACACCCUCCUCGCCCAUCACCGCCCCCGUUUGGGGUCCAGAGUCGUAUCUCAGCGCUGGUGCGCAACGUGUGCUUGUUUCUGAUCCGGUCUCCAGAGACUUCCCUUCGGGACCGCUUCAGUUGCCUCCUGGCUCCUUCCCCCGUCAAAUGACUGCUGAGCAGGAAACCUCCUUGGUGCUGUUUCUAGUGCAUCUGCCCACCAGUCCCCACUGUUCCCUCGGUUCCUGAGAGCCUGGAGCGGAUUCCUGCCAUUCCCUUCUAGCUGCUUGUUUUAAGUCCUUUUUAUGUGACACCCCUUACCCUCCGUGUUGUCAGCUGCUCGUGAAACUCACCAGGUUGUCUGGCCUGGGGUCAAGUUGGGGUGACUGGUACAGAGUUACUCCCUAAAAGGCCACUCUCCGUCAGUAGCAUGAUCCCCACCACCGUGGUCUGUGAUCACUGUGCUUCGUGAAACUGUGCAUAGCCCUUUGUAGCCUUUCUCAGCGUCCGUGGCGUUUCUGUGGCUUCCCAACACUAGAAUAAGUUUUCCUGCCAAAAUGAGUGAGGCUCCUGGUGCCCUCUAGACUCUCCCCACGUCCCUACAUGGGAGAAUUGUGAAGUUUUCCACCAGACUGCCUCCCCGGCCCUCCCAUUCUCCUGGUGUCGGUUAUUCUGGGUCUGACUCGGGCCUGUGAGGCGUCUGGUAGAGCCUCUGGUGGCUUCACCCUACCUAGCUCCUCUCCAGUCCAUUUUAGUUAGACUGUGUUAUCGUGAGGCCACCGGCCCUUUCAUUUGAAUUCUGUGAAUCCACCUGGCCUGUCUUCGGGUGGAGCCUGGACAGUACUGUCGCCCUCUCCCAACCCUCGUCCCUACAUCCCUGGCGCUGGUUGUUUUCUGUGAAAACGGCAGUGAGCAGGUUCGGUUUGAGCUGGCCCUGAGGAAAUGGGUCAGGAGCUGUGCGGGUAAGAGGGAGGGGUGAGAGCUCUUGGAGAACUGAGAAUGAGUUUUGGUUUUUUUUUCUUUUUAACAUUUUUUUAUAUUAGUAAUAAACGGAGUGGAAUCCAGCAUUUUCUUUAA